This is a messenger RNA of Daphnia carinata, 3078 nucleotides long. Its product is annotated as neural cell adhesion molecule 1-B-like. Gene Ontology annotation, biological process: cell-cell adhesion. The transcript has 9 exons. The record is from RefSeq and is a predicted model, not a curated record. NCBI's taxonomy places the organism in Eukaryota, Metazoa, Arthropoda, Branchiopoda, Diplostraca, Daphniidae. Bases 382 to 1737 code for a protein of 451 amino acids. Gene Ontology annotation, molecular function: protein binding.
UGAACGUUGUCACGUUGAGAGUUUGUCAGGGCAAAUGCAGAGCAACUGAAAUCAUCCCCCGUCCGAGUGUGUUGUUGUGGCUCUCGUUGGUGUCAAGUGUCUUGUUGUUGUGUGCUAAGUAAGAGUGCAGCUAGACGCGAAUGUGUUUGCUUUCGAACGAGACUUUGAUUGCGUAUCGAAAGACAAAUUUAGCUCACGCAGAGGUAACAAUCCGAAUCCUCUGACAGCGAUUUUGACGGUGGAAUUGGACGAAAUCCUUGACUGAUUGAAAAACAGAGCCAGUUUGCGAUCCCUUUUGUUUCCAUCUUAAUCCUCUUCGUUCGUGGAUCCUCUCUUCUCCACAACCAAUCUCCCUCUUCGUCGACUACUAACGCACUCGACAUGUUUCCAAUUGGCUGCACCUUCGCGCUCAGCUGGAUCCUCCUAGCAGGACUGAUUUCGGGAGAACAGUCGGCUGGUGCGAGUAUCUGGCUAGCGCCCAGCAACCCGACUGUGGCCGUCUUCGCCAAUCAGAGUUACUUCGUCUCCUGCAAAGCCCCCGGUGCCGAGAAGAUCGUCUGGACUAAAACGGGCGAAGGAGACAUCACGCCCACCUCUGGAAAGAUCCACGUGGAAGAGAAGGAGGACGGAAUGGACUUGGUCUUCGAGACGAUACGCAAGAAGAACCAAGGCGAAUAUGCCUGCAAGGCCACCGUCAGAGGCCAAGAAGUGGAGAAGAAAAUCAACCUCACGGUCUUUAAGCCACUCAGCUUCGGAGAGACUGCCGAGGUCCAAUACGCCACCGAAGGAUCAGAUUUCACGAUCCGAUGCGACGUUGGAGGCGACCCUGUAGUCACGGCGACGUGGAAAGUUCGCGGACGAUCCCUUCGACCAUCGCCACGCCAUAAAGUAAUCGAUAAUAAUCUAAGCAUCAAAGAAGUGACGCUGGAUGAUGGCGGACUUUACGUCUGCCGUGCCACGCAAUCCAAUCCAAUGAUUGCCGAUUUUCGCGAAAUGAACAUCACGCUGAAAAUUCAACAUGAGCCCCGCUGGUUCAAAGAUCACACCAAAGAGGCUUACGGCUUUAUUGGAGGCACUGUCAACAUGACGUGCUCGGCCGUCGCCGAGCCGGGCGCCGAUUUCAUUUGGAUCAAGGACAACAAAACGCUGCAGCCGAGCGACGACGUUCAGAUCUUCAAUUCGGAUCAUCACAGCUCGCUCCAGUUGUACAUUUACGACGAUUCCGUCUUCGGUGAUUACGAAUGCCGAGCUACUAACAUGCUGGGCACCAUGGCGCGCGUCAUCGUCCUAGAGCAGGCUACCAAGCCGGCCGCUCCCACUUUCAAAAUCAAAAUUACACAUCCGGAUAGCUUCGUUUUGGAGAUUGAAGAUUCGGACGUGGUUUCAGAUCGGGGUCAGGACGCCGCAGCCCGCAAUCCAAUGGACGUGACAGGCUACGUGGUGCAGUACAAGCAACCCUCCCUCGAGUGGAGCCGGGCACAAGAGAGAGAAUUCGAAAGAAUGCCCAGCCAGCCGUACAGAGUAACCGGAAUGCAGCAGGAUACCUCUUACGAAGUGAGGGUUGCGGCACGUACUGCGGCCGGCACUGGAGAUUUCACCGACGUCCAAGUCGAGAAAACGAAGAAAAUCGUGGCCGCAGCGGUGCCCGUCCUCAAUUCAGCCCAGCAACUCGUGCUCUGUCAUUCGCUUCUAACUCUAUUGAUCGCAGCGCUAGCCUCCGCCAACAUCUACAUCUAAAUAGGAAUAGCUAGCCUAAGUAAACCAAAAUGAUAAACAAAAAAAAAAAGAGAGAAAAGGGAAAUGAUUUUUUUUUCUUUUCUCCUUUUUAUGCGCUCCAUCCUCCAGUCUAAAAAAAAAACAACAACAAACAACUAAGCUAUAAAUAACCGUUUAUUCCUCUUUGUUCAAUCUCUUUCAUUUUGAACUUUUCUAUCAAAAAGAAAUUAGCGGGGAAAUAUCUGAAAAAAAAAGUCCUGUGAAGAGUUUUGAGUUUCGAGAACUCUAUUUGAUCACAUACUUUUUACUCGUCUCAUUUCUCAAUCAGUUUGUAAAGAAAAAAAAAACAAGAAAAAAAACAAAAACAAAACGCUAAAUGUAACGACCGCCGAUAUUUCUUUGCGAGUUAGAAAGAAUAAUCUAAAAAAAAAAUACUAGGGAUGGAACUGAUAAUAACUAUAAUAGAAUCAUGUACAUAUUUCUCCUUUUUCUCUUCUACCCUCAGUUCUAGAAUGUUGUACGCUUAUUAGACUGUUGAGUGGCGCCUCUCUCUUAGCUCCCUCUCCCAAGUUCCUCAUCUAUUUCUAUACCUCUUCAUCUCUCUUUCUCUAAGGCUUUACGUGUGUGUUUACCGUUUCCUUAAAGAAGCCCCACAGGUAGAUACCUAUAUCGAAUGGCCAGGAUUUAGACAAGUUAGCCUCCCACUCCCUUCGCUGUUUCCAAAAUCCACCCUUCUCGGCUCAGUCUUUGAUAUUACACGUAGGCUUUUGACGCGUUCGACGGUGACAUCCCUUUGGUUUUUGUAUUUAAAAGUCAAAGUUGUUAAUGGUGUGGAAGGAGGAAGAGAAAGGGGGACAUCCAACGUUCACGUGACUGUUAAUCCUUCUCAGCUUGCUUACGAUAUGCGAUGAAACUGAUCCCGUUUUGUAGAUUCAAUUCGUGCUUUUAAUUCUAUAUCGGAUCGAGCAGGAUGUUAAACCUUGGUUUCUAUUUCAGUUGUUUUAACUUCUCGUUUAUAUUAUAUGUUUUUUAAGUUUUGCAGGAAAAAAACCGGCAGUGGUGAGGAUGAUGCAAAAACAGUUGCAUAUGGUAUUGAAACCAGAUACUCAUUUAAUAAUUUUUUUUUUUUUCUUGGCUCGCGAAAAUCUUGUAUUCUUAUGGAUCGAUUAUUUUAUGGCGGUUUAUUUAUGUGUACGUCAAUCAAUUUCCUCCUGUGUUUCCAUUUCUCUCAACACUUCCGGCUGUACACCUCAUUUUUGAUACUUCUGGGUUCCCAUUAUCAUUAUAUUGCGUGUAGUUUCUUUCAUUUGAAUUAGCUGUGUAACAUUUCCGUGAUGCCAAACAUACAACUGUCAUCUAGAA